GCUCAGUGUCGAACCAGCGGCCGGCCGGUGCCAGAUUCCAGCCGGACUCCCGCGGGUGUUAGCGGAGGGGCGGGGGGGAGGCGAAGAAAGAAUUUUCUAAUCCAUUGUUACCAAUUGUCUAUAAAAAUUAAUGUGCGAGUGAGGCUCUGUCUUCACAUGGGGGCUAUCAAAUUCCAAAUCACAGUUCAUGAGUACAAACAAAGACAUGAAUGACUCUGAAGAUUUCAAGACCCAUUGUGUGUUUUCCAGGAGGCCCCGAGUAGAAGCAAAGACCAAAUAGAUGGCACAGGGAUGAGCCUCGCCAGCAACAACAAGAAGGGAGUGAGAGUAAGUGGGAAAUGUGUGAAUCCGGUGGACUGGAGCGGCAGAAGAGGAGGGCCAUGCAUCGUCCACUCUCCCACCGACAUCCCCACUCCUCCAAAUGCACCCGCCGUCAUCUCCAUCGGCCCCCUGCCUCCGAGGACCCCGGAGAGGGCCGACGAUCCCGGCGUGGACGAGUCAGGGUGGCCGGGUGAGGCCUCAUCCCCAACCCGCGACGAGAUGAGGGUCCCCAGGCAGACCAUGGAGGAGCUGAAGAGCAUCCUGAGGGACAGUCCUCUGCUGAACGUCCGGGGCAGAGAUGACGGAAAGCCGGGACGUCCCUACACGUAUCUGCAUGGCAGCAGCACCGGACGGCAGGGCGACGGAAACCCUCCCGGGGCCUUCAGCACCUUCAAACCUCCCUCUGAUGCUUCCAGAAGGGGGGCCCGGUCCAGAGAGAGCGCACCUAUUCAGCUGUCUUCCACCGUGGAUUCAUCCAGCUCAUUCAAGCCUGACGCAAACACAAAUAGGCAGCCUGGGGUCAGGACACAACCAUAUGCCAGCGGCGGCUCCUGGGGAGAGACUGGGGCGUCUCAUACAGAUAGCGAACACGAGACCUUAGAGAUCUCUGGGAACCAGAGGUUUACAGCAGCCAUGGAGCAGAUCAAGCAGCAGAUCGCUCGAGAAAACAUCAACUUUGUCCGGUUCGAGGCCACCGACCUCCACGGGGUGUCAAGGUCCAAGACAGUGCCUGUCCGCUUCUUCCAUGAGAAAGCGGUCUAUGGGGUACCGAUGCCGAGAAGCUACUUGGAGCUGACUCUGAGCCCUAAGAGCAAUGAAGUGGACCAUGCUAACACCGCUAACUUCAGCAGCGAUGUCCUUCUGAUCCCUGACCUAUCAACCUUCAAGGUCCUACCCUGGGCUGAGCAGACAGCGCGGGUCAUCUGCGACCCAUGCACCGUGGCGGGAAACCCACUUCGCACCUCGCCUCGCCUCAUUGCCAAGCAGAUGCUCGGCCAACUCCAAAGCCUGGGCUUCUCCCUGCACUCGUCCUUCACCUACGAAUGCUGCGUGCUCGGAGCGCCAGACCGGAUCGGACCCAAGACCCUCCUGUUCCCCGCCACCACCCUGCUCAGCAACCACGACCUGCCGUUCUUCCAGCAGCUGGUGGAUAGCAUGUACUGCAUGGGCGCCGACAUAGACAGCAUCGCCUCCGCAAGCGGCCCCGGCCAGAUGGAGAUCAACCUGCGGCCAGAGUUUGGCAUCUCGGCCGCCGAUAGCGCCUUCACCUUCCGCACUGGCAUCAAGGAAAUGGCUCGUAAACACAGCUACAUCGCCAGCUUUUUCACCGACGACGGCCUUUACAAUGCCGGGGUGCUCUCUCACAGCCUGUGGGACGCCAAUGGGCGACGGAGCCUCUUCCACAGCGGAGAAAGGCCAGGCGAGAUGUCUGAGAUUGGCAGGAAAUGGCUGGCCGGCCUCCUCACCCACUCCGCCGCCCUGAGCUGCCUGAUGUCUCCCGGCCUGGGCUGCCGCAGCCACAUUGCCAAGACGGUCAAAGACCCAAAGCGGACGCUGUACGCCACCUGCGGCUGCAACGACAACAGCAGCUCCUUCAACAUCAAGUCUCACGGCGGGAGGGAGACGCACAUCGACAACAAGCUGGGCUCGGCCAUGGCCAACCCUUACAUCGUACUGGCCGCUACGGUGGCCGCAGGUCUGGACGGUAUUAGGCGAAGCCUGAACGUUGAGAGCAGUCCGGACAAAUCCCCCAAUCAGCAGAAGGAGUUCGCCAUUCCCGUGAAGCUAGACGACGCUCUGGAGAGUUUGGGGGAAGAUCACGUGAUUCGCAGUGCCCUCGGAGAGCCAUUCGUUCAGUAUUUCAUUGCCUUGAAAAAGUUUGAGAUUGAGACCCAGGAACUGGAUGAUGAAAGGAAUAAAUGCCUGGAGUAUUUCAUCUAGAUAGCCUCAUGUCACGCUGUAUGAAACACACUUGCUUUUGCUGCUCAAAUAAAAGCAUGAGAAACAGUUUCUUCAACAUAAGAGUUUUUAUUUUAUUUUAUACAAACGCAGUAUUAUAUACAGAUUGUAGAUAUUUAUCCAAGGCAUUUAAAUAAAGGUAUAUCCACCCCCAA
This is a messenger RNA of Mugil cephalus (flathead mullet), 2435 nucleotides long. It is a transcript of the gene lgsn, whose product is annotated as lengsin, lens protein with glutamine synthetase domain. Gene Ontology annotation, biological process: lens morphogenesis in camera-type eye. Gene Ontology annotation, molecular function: glutamine synthetase activity. The transcript has 4 exons. Lineage: Eukaryota; Metazoa; Chordata; Actinopteri; Mugiliformes; Mugilidae. The record is from RefSeq and is a predicted model, not a curated record. Gene Ontology annotation, cellular component: cytoplasm; membrane. Bases 292 to 2262 code for a protein of 656 amino acids.